AUGAAUUGCCAAGGGUGUAACAAUUAAUAUAAUGAAACUGAUAGAUCGCCAAGACUAUUAAUUAAUUGCGGUCAUUCAAUAUGUGAAAAAUGUACAGCAGAAUUGUAUAGAGAUGGAUAAAUAGUGUGUCCCGAAUGUCGCUUUAAAAAUAUAGCACCAAUGGUUACCUGCUUUCCUAGAAAUUUAGCUUUAAUCAAUAUUAACAAAUAGCAACCUUUAGCAAAUAUGGUAACUCCAGCAAAAACUAAUUUAGGGUUUUAAAGCAGCAUUUUAUUAAAUUCUAACGUUACCUCUCUUUAUGUAAACAAAGAAAAUAAUUAAACUACUUAGCAAUAAAACUAAAAUUUGUAAGGCCUAACUAAUACAAGUUUAAGCAAUUUUAAAGCAGCAAAUUACAUAUUAUAAGAAAUAACACCUCCUGCAAAAUCAUAAAGCCAGUAAUCUUUUUAUCCCAACACUAAUACUACCUCAGAACUUAAAACAUUAGAUUCUAAUAUCAAAGAUGCAAAUUUACUUUCUGAAAGAUAUGCUAUCUGUUAGAAGCACUUUAAAAAGUUUGAAGCAUACUGUGAAGAUGAUUAAUUAUUGCUUUGCAUAACUUGUAUUUUGGAAGAUGGUCAUAGGCAACAUUCAAUUGAUUCUAUUGAAAAUUCAGUUUAAAAACAAAAGUAGAAGCAAUCAGAGUUCUUUGACUAAAGCAGAUAACAAGAAAAAAAAGCAAUUAACAUUAUGCAAUAAAUAGAUGCAAAUUUGAAAGACCUUUCUAGUUAAGCAUAAGUCUAAUUAUCAGAAAUUUGCAGUUUUUUUAGUGAUGUUAAAAAAAUUAUUAAUGAGAAAGAAAGUAAACUGAAAAGUAAAGUUUAGGAUGCAUUGCUUGACUAAGAAAAUUAAAUGAAAUAGCUAGAAAAGUACUAUUAAAAUCAUAUAUCAGAUGUAAAUGAGUUUUAAACUUUGUACAGACAGUGCUCAGUAAUGCAAGAUGUUGAAUAUUUAAAGAGUUUAUAAAAAACUAAACAAAUUAUGAGUAAAAUAAAUUAGGUGUAAUAAAUAGAUAAAAUUGAAUUUAAGCAGAUUUAAAAUUUCUUUAGUAAAGAUUCAGAAUUGCAUGCAUUAACUAAAUCAAUGCUUUCUCUUCAAACUUUGAAUUAGGCUAACUAAUAAAAUCCUCUUACAACAUAAGUUUAACUAGUACAAACCAAAAAAUAAUUGAAUUAAGUAUAAUAAAAUAAUACUUCUUCCAACAGCAAUAAAGAAAUUUUAAACAACAAUACUUAAACAAGCAAUAUAACAAAUUAACCUUCAAGUAAUGCAAUAUCUUCAUCUUCAAACUAAAACCCACAAUAAUAAAAUAAAAAACCUAACACAGUUUAUUAAACAGGAAAUAAACCUGCAGUUAAAAGAGUUUAAAAUAGGAAAGAGGUUGCUUCUAUUGGUCCAUUAGGGAUUACAUGCGUUUAAUAAUAAAACAUUUAUAGAACUAAAUCUAAUCAAAUUAUGUAAAAGAAGGAUUAAACUAAAGAAGCAAUAGGUACAUCCUAUGGGAAUAAUUCAAAUUAAAAUUGUUAGUAAACAUUAUAGUAAGCAGUAACUACUGGAAAUCUAAAUAUUCAAUAAAAUUUGAAUUAGGGAAAUUACAAACUAGGAAGAAACGAUAGGUCUACUUCAAGCACUAACCCUUAAAGCAUUUCAAGUGAGUUAAAUAAACCAUUAAAUAAUUACCAUGAGCUAAGAAACAUACUGAAGGAAAAACUGACACAAUAAAACAACGAAUAAAAUGUCAAUAGAGGAGAAAAGUCAUUAACUCCUUCUAAAAGGAUAAGUAACUAUAGUAAUAGCUCUUACUAAAAUGAUAAUUUAAACUUCUUUAACAAGGAGAAAAAUUUACCUAAUAUUUCUCCGCUAAGGUCAAACAAUAUAACAAAUAUAUAGCAACAAGUUUAAAGCAGCAAUAAUUAAUUAAAAUAAGUCUUUUAAAUUAAUGAAGGCCUUCCUUUAAAUAGUAAAACAAUGUACAGCAAUGGAUAAGCUUAAUAUAAAUCAACUGAUAAAAUUAGUUAGUAGGAUUUCAAUGAUACUACUUAAAAAAGUAGAAGUAUUUAUAAACCUUCCUCUACUCAAUCUAAAAUUAAUUAGAUUGGGCAAGGAGAUGAGUUAGAUGAUUAAAACUUUUAGUUUAUAGACAAUAAUUCUUAUCCAGAAUCUGCAAGAAAAGAUUUAUUUUAAUGCCAAAUAAAUUCAAAUAACUUGAAUGUGCUUACCUCAGGAUAAAAACCUAACAGUAACACCAAUUCAAUAAUGAAUAGCAAUAAUUUAAUGAAAUCUAUGAGAACUGAUAUCACGGACAUGUUUAUGAAUAGAUGCGAUUUUUCUACUAUAUCUACUUACUAAAAUGGUAGUUUUAUCUAUGUAUUUGGAGGAUUUAUAGAAAGCAGCUAAUAUGCAAUAGAAAGAUUUGACAUUAAUAGAAACGUGUGGGAAUAAGUUGAUAUAUUACCUACUAAUAGAGCUAAAUUUUCUAUGGUUGGACUUGAUAAUGGAAAUAUUUUAAUUAUUGGUGGAAAAUAGGAUGGUAUGAGAAUAGCUUUAUGUGAAGAAUAUGAUCCUAAAACGAACAAGUUAACCAUAAGCAGCAUGAUGCUUUCAUCUCCUAAAAGUGGAUUUGGAGCAGUAAAUUUAGGCAGAGAUAAGAUAAUUAUAAUUGGAGGAAACGAUGGUUAAAAUGUACAAGAUUUGGUGGAGAUGUAUGAUAAGGCUAGUAUGAAAUUGCCAAAAAAACUUUGUUCUAUGAUUGAAAAAAGAGAUGAACUUGCAGUGACUUUAGGUUUAGACAAAAAAAUAUAUGCUAUUGGAGGAUUUGGAGGAACGAAGAAUGUUUGCCUAAGAACUGCAGAGCGUUAUGAUCCAGAAACAGAUAGAUGGGAGACUAUUGCUCCCUUAAAUGUUCCUAGAAGAGCUCUUGCAGCUGUAACUCUUCCUGAUGGAAUAUAUGCAAUAGGAGGUUUUGAUGGAUAAAACUACUUAUCAUCUGUUGAAAAGUAUGAUGAAUCAUUAAAUUAAUGGAUAUUUAUAAGCAGCAUGAACUUUCCUCGUUGUACUUUGAGUGCGGUUACAUCAAAAGAUAAUUAAUUUAUUUAUGUGUUAGGUGGGUUUGACAAUGGCCCUUUAGAUACAGUAGAAAGGUAUAAUAUAUUUGAAGAUAAAUGGGAAAUGUAUUCUAAAAUGAGUUAUAAAAGAUUUAUGCAUAGUAGCAUAAUGAUCAGUGGAUAGUUUGCUUGA
Molecule: messenger RNA, 3276 nt
Organism: Tetrahymena thermophila SB210
Lineage: Eukaryota; Ciliophora; Oligohymenophorea; Hymenostomatida; Tetrahymenidae
Product: kelch motif protein
Exons: 13
Molecular function (GO): zinc ion binding; protein binding
Source: RefSeq, a predicted model, not a curated record